CCGUACUACAUCGAGCCCAUCGCCUUAGACAUGCAGCUAGUCCAGAGAAACUGACGUUAAGGCUAACUCCUCAGUCACUGAGGGGAGUACACGUUCAUCUGUAACUAGCAGAGCUGUGGGAAGCAGUUUCUCACGUCGUACGCAUUGCGCAUUCAUGUGCGGGUCCACACGAAGAAAAAAAACCUUUCGAGUGUGAGGUCUCUGGGUGUGAUAAAAAGGUUCAACACUGUGUACAGGUUACGUGCCCACCAACGAGUACACACAGGUCAGACAUUCAACUGUGAGGAAGACGGCUGCACCAAGUUCUUCACGACGCUGUCUGACCUUCGCAAACACAUCCGCACACACACAGGAGAGAAACCUUUCAAGUGUGUGGAAGAUGGUUGUGGGAAGGCAUUCACAGCCAGUCAUCACCUCAAGUCACACAAGAUCACCCACACAGGAGAGAAGCCCUAUCAGUGCGGUCAAUGUGAGGGCAAGGCCUUCUCUACAUCUCACAGCCUCAAGAACCACCUGAACAGGCAUGUGGCAAAACAGGAGAACAAACAGAGCGUGGAGCAUAUUGAACAUUCAGAGUCUUCAUUACCGAUGAUGGAUGCUGAUGAGUUGCUGGAAACCAUGACAAAGUUCCAAACCUCCCAUCCCAGCAACCAGGGAAUCACAUUGUAUCCAGUCGAUGAGGAAGGUAACAUAGAGGUAGAGCCAGUGAUUAAGGUUCCCAUAGUAACAGCUGGAGUUAGGCCACGAUCAUCACAGCCUGCCUCUGAAACCACGCCCACCUCUCGUUCGUGUAACACUGACUGCAAAUGUGCUUGCUGUGACAUGCCCUUUGCUAUAACCCCCAGGGUCGUAAAAUCAAAAGUGAAAAGUGGACCACAGAAAAAGAACAGAUCUAGUAAACAGGAUGCCGCAAAACAACAAAAAACUUUUUCUUCAGAACAAUGCUGCUUUUCGCCGGAGAUAAGUGAUAAUGUAGAAGGUUAUUCAGAAUUACAGGAUUCUGAAUGUGUCCUGAAAUGUGUUGCGGAUCAUAAAUGUGCUACUACUUCUGGCAGUAAUACUUACAUUGGUUCCGGUCACAAUAAUAUUGAUAACAAUGUGGACAUGGUGUCCAGUGAUACAGGGGUACCCCUGAUAGACGGUGCAGUUCCCAAUACGGGGGAUGGGGAGGGUGUGGAAGAGGUGGGUGAGAAAGUACUUGUUCAGCAUUACCUACUGACCAGCAUCAUAACAAACUCGUCCAGCGGUAAACAGACCAAUCAGUUGAUCACCACGCCAAUCAUGCUGCCUAAUGCCUGUAACACAGAGGUAAACAGUGACCAGUUGAAACCGGUUCCUGUCCACUUGGUGGCCAACCUGCUUGUCGGGCAACAGUGCGAAAUGGCUACCGAAUCUCAGGUGUCGGCCAUCAGUGCAUUUAGGGCGGAAUUAAUACCCGAGGGCAUCAACACAGGGGUGUAUCCCAGCGAACAAGAUGCGGCAAUUUGUGCGACCAAUGAAAUUGAAAAUAUUGCAUACAUUAAACAGGCGAGCAUUGGAGACAUUGAAUCCAUGCCGUAUCCAAACUCAAUCUGUGAUAACGUUGAGGGAAUUACUAACAUCACUGUUUCAGAACCCAGUUUAAUGUCCACCCCUGUCGCUCCAAUGAUUAUUGAUGCCCAAUGUAUGGACAAAUGUUGCGACUACACGGGGACAGUAGUGGACGGAAGGGAGUUCCUACUGACUGGCCCACUGACCACUGACCUUCCCCAGGGUGGGAAUGUGGGUCAGGGGGUCAUGGUUAUUGGGCCAGGGGACUUGGAACUCUCAAUGGCAGCUUCACAAGAACUGAAUGACGCCCUCUCAAGCAUUUAGUUUUCAGGAAAUAUGGGAGACUCGUUUGGGGAAGACUGGGCUUAAUGCAUGGGAGUAAAGUGUCAUCUCAGAUUAGCCUGUGCAGUCUGCACAGGCUAAUAAGGGAUGACACUUUCUGCUUUUAUUUAAUUUUUAGUUUCAAGAAAGUUUCUAAAAAUUAAACGUCCAGUUUAUGCGGCAAGUGUCGUCCCUUAUUAGCCUGUGCACAUUGCACAGGCUAAUCUGGGAUGAUUCUAUGCAAAUGCAUUAAGCUCUGUUUUCCCAAAACUGUAACUUACAGACAUCUGUCAUAAGAGUCACUUACACUUCACCUUUCCCCACUGAGUUAUGUCUAUUUUGACAUAGAUUUCCGAGUUAAAGUUGUCUCUUGAUAGAUCUAUAAACUUUACUACCAGCGAAAUGGCAACUCAUGUUAGAGGUUUAUGAGUGACCAAGUACAUGUACAAAGUGCACUUUCAAUUCAUC
Dreissena polymorpha is the source of this 2319-nucleotide messenger RNA. RefSeq lists its product as uncharacterized. Bases 589 to 1854 code for a protein of 421 amino acids. The transcript has 8 exons. Lineage: Eukaryota; Metazoa; Mollusca; Bivalvia; Myida; Dreissenidae. The record is from RefSeq and is a predicted model, not a curated record.